CGCCCUCCGAGGCGCCUGACACUGAACCGCAGCCCCUUGUCAUUUUCGGCCCCGCAGGUCUCCAUUUUCUUCUUUCCCGAUAUUCAGGAUCAGAGGAGUGAAGAUUUGGAAAAAUGAAUGAAGACUACGACGUAAUCGUGCUGGGCACUGGACUCACGGAAUGCAUUUUAUCAGGAAUCAUGUCGGUGAAGGGGAAGAAGGUUCUGCACAUGGACCGAAACUCCUACUACGGUGCUGAUAGUGCCUCCCUCACACCUCUGGAAGAUGUCUACAAGCGCUUCAGUCUUCCUGGGAAACCUCCUGAGUCCAUGGGAAAGGGUCGGGAUUGGAACGUGGACCUCGUCCCGAAAUUCCUGAUGGCCAAUGGUCAGCUGGUUAGCAUGCUGCUGAUCACGCAGGUGACUCGCUACCUGGAUUUCAAAGUGGUUGAGGGCAGCUUUGUGUACAAGGGGGGUAAAAUCCACAAAGUACCAUCCAGUGAGACUGAGGCUCUGUCAUCUAGUCUGAUGGGGAUUUUUGAAAAACGCCGCUUCAGAGGUUUGCUGGUCUGGGCUGCCAACUAUGACGUGAACAACCCGAAAACCUGGGAGGGCCUUGACCCCAACAAAUCCACCAUGGCGGACGUUUACAAAAAGUUUGGUGUGAAUCAAGAUACCACAGACUUCACAGGCCACUCCCUCGCACUCUACCGCACAGACGAGUACCUGAACAAACCGUGCAUCGAAACGAUAAACAGGAUAAAGCUGUACAGCGAGUCUCUGGCCAGAUAUGGCAAAAGCCCAUAUCUGUACCCACUGUAUGGCCUGGGAGAACUGCCACAAGGGUUUGCCAGACUCAGUGCGAUCUACGGGGGGACGUAUAUGUUGAACAAGCCCAUAGAGGAGAUCGUGAUUGAGGAUGGGAAGGUGGUGGGAGUCAAGUCUGAGGGAGAGAUCGCCAGGUGCAAGCAGCUGAUCUGCGACCCCAGCUACAUCCAGGACCGCACCACCAAAGUGGGUCAGGUGAUCAGAGCCAUCUGCAUCUUGAGUCACCCCGUUGGACAAACCAACAGCGUCAACUCUUGUCAGAUCAUCUUCCCCCAGAACCAGGUCAACAGGAAGCACGACAUCUAUGUUUGUAUGAUCUCCUUCGCUCACAACGUGGCGGCACAGGGGAAAUACAUAGCCAUCGCCAGCACCACAGUAGAGACAAAUGACCCUGAAAAAGAGCUCAAGCCGGCCCUGGAUAUCCUGGAGCCCAUCGACCAGAAGUUUAUCAGCAUCAGUGACCUGUAUGCACCAACUGAUAUGGGAACUGACAGUCAGAUUUUCAUCUCCCGCUCGUACGAUGCCACAACUCACUUUGAGACCACCUGUGACGACAUCAAGGACAUCUACAAGAGGAUGACGGGCUCUGACUUUGACUUUUCUGAGAUUGAGCGCACUAAGAACGACAUCUUCGGCGACUGCCCAGAGUAGAGGCGACACUCCUGCUUAUCAAAGACGACGCUGCCGGCAAACCGAAAUCAUACAAAAUUAAAAAUAGAAAACCUACAUAAAAAUGUACACACCAGUGGGCUGGCUGAGGUUCAUGGUUGGCCCAUUGAGGCAGUUAAUGGUAUAUAUAGAGAUAUGAUAUAACAUUGUUGGGUAGGGUUCAGGGAGGGAUCUAUGCUUUUUCAAGUCAAAUUCACAUGAUUGUUGCACUAAAAACUGGUCAUUAUACGGUAAUCCCCUUAAUCUUUCUGCUUCGUCAUGCGAAUUGAUGCGUGCUCCAAAGAUGCCAAAUCAAAUGAUAACUCAUAAUCAGUAGUAUUUUCAGAGCUAUUAUGUUUUUCGGGGGGGGACAAUUAAUUUUCCUGUCGUAAUAUAAAAGGUAUUUUUCGUGUUGGGGUGGGAGAAAAGUGGCUUGACUUUGUGUGUCCGGAUUGAAUCAUGUCGGUAUCUAAAUGUUGUGACUCUACCGUGUUCGAGCCAAGCAUCUGCACCCCAGCUGAUGGUUCAUAUCGUAUCGUAAAAGGGUGUGAUCGUAAAAUUAUCGUAAAAGGGUGCGAGGGCUCGAUAUAUUUAGUCUUUUAACCCCUUUUUCGUCUAGUCUCCACAGAUGUGCCGCACUAGCCGAGCCAAAAGAGCGCCAGCAUAAAACCUCCCGAACCUCUUCUCAACAGCUUGAGUUACUUUAACGCAUCAGAGGAGAUAUAUUAGUUCCUGUAUUAUGCAAAGUGAUGGAUGGCCUGUGCAUUAACAGCAGGUUAGCGGGAAGUGUGAUUGACUGUAAUUGCUUAAGAAGGACCAAAUGUGUACUGCAGCAGUAUUGAACUGAUGAGAGCUCUUUGAUAUCCUCCAUUUUAAACAACUUAAACUAUAAACAUCUCGGGCUCAAAUGAUUUCUGUACUGCAAAGUAAAAACAACUUUGUCAAAAACCAAAA
This is a messenger RNA of Labrus mixtus (cuckoo wrasse), 2408 nucleotides long. Its product is annotated as rab GDP dissociation inhibitor beta-like. The record is from RefSeq and is a predicted model, not a curated record. Bases 114 to 1457 code for a protein of 447 amino acids. Gene Ontology annotation, biological process: vesicle-mediated transport; protein transport; small GTPase-mediated signal transduction. Gene Ontology annotation, cellular component: cytoplasm. The transcript is spliced from 10 exons. NCBI's taxonomy places the organism in Eukaryota, Metazoa, Chordata, Actinopteri, Labriformes, Labridae. Gene Ontology annotation, molecular function: Rab GDP-dissociation inhibitor activity.